This is a messenger RNA of Centruroides sculpturatus (bark scorpion), 1435 nucleotides long. Its product is annotated as integrin alpha-8-like. Gene Ontology annotation, biological process: cell adhesion mediated by integrin; cell-matrix adhesion; integrin-mediated signaling pathway. The transcript has 10 exons. The coding region runs from base 339 to 1217 and encodes 292 amino acids. Gene Ontology annotation, molecular function: integrin binding. Lineage: Eukaryota; Metazoa; Arthropoda; Arachnida; Scorpiones; Buthidae. The record is from RefSeq and is a predicted model, not a curated record. Gene Ontology annotation, cellular component: external side of plasma membrane; integrin complex.
AGGGAUCAGAUAAACCAAAUUCAAGAUUUGGAACAUCAAUUGCUAAUUGUGGAGAUCUUAAUAAAGAUGGCUUUUUAGAUAUUGCAAUUGGUGCUCCAUAUGAAGAUGAAAAAGGAGCAGUCUAUAUUUAUUUUGGUUCAGCAAAUGGUGUGAAACCAGAUUUUGUACAAAGAAUAGCAGCUAAGGAUUUUGGAGUUGAAUUAUCAGGAUUUGGAAUAGCAAUAUCAAAAGGAAAAGACAUUGAUUCCAAUACUUAUCCAGAUAUUUUGAUUGGAGCAUAUGAUACAGCUAAUGCAUUACUUUUAAGAUCUCAUCCUGUUAUAUCUGUGUAUGCAAGAAUGGAAUUUGACAUCCAGCAUAUUUUAAUAAAUUCUACUGCAACUAAAUGUAAAACUAAUCAAAAAGAAGUAUCUUGUUUUCAACUUAAAUAUUGCCUUAUGUAUGAAGGAAACCAUGCUCCUGAAUUAGUUACAAUGAAAAUAGAAUUGGAAGUUGAUAAAUAUAAAACCUAUGUUCCAAGAGCCUAUUUUAUGGAAGACAAAAAUGUUCAAAAAAUAGAAUCUGAGAUAACACUUCUGGAAAAUACAGAAAAUUGCAAAAUGCAAAUGGUAUAUCUUAUGGAUGAUAUUCAAGAUUUAAUUACUCCAAUAAAAUUUCAACUGACAUAUAAUUUAAAGGAACCAGAGGUUCCACAGUUUUGCAAAAGCUGUCCCGUCAUUGAUGCAACUGCAACUAAUACUAUUACUAAAGAGGUUAUGUUCUGGAAUGGUUGUGGGGAUGAUAAUGAAUGUUUGAGUGAUUUAAAGCUUUCUGUAAAAUAUUUGAGUAAAGUUGAACGAUUUGUAAUUGGAGAAAAUAAUAUUUUGGAGAUGGAAGUAAAGGCAGAAAACUUGGGUGAACCAGCAUAUAAUUCUACGAUAUUUAUAAAAUUACCUGAAGAUGUUAUGAUGAUCAAUCAAGCAGAAUGUACAAGUACUUCAGAAGAUCAGAAUGCAGAAAAUUAUACUUUAUUAUGCAAUGUUGGGAAUCCUCUCACUUCUGAUAGUCCAAAUAUCUUUCAAUUGAAAAUGGAUACUUCUAGACUUUCAAAACCAGUUGAUAAAUUGGUUUUUGAAUUUUGGAUAGAAACUGCAAGUAAAGAAAUUAAUCCUUCUGAUAACUUCUAUACUGUUACAAUACCAGUGAUAUUUGCAGCUGAUAUUCAAAUUAGAGGGUAAGAUUUUAUUUCCUAAGAAUUGAACUCAAUUAAAAUUAUUUGCAGUACAACCUCUAUAUAACAUUUUCUCAGAGACCAGUAGAUUUCAGUUUAAAAUAGAAACAAACUUAAAAUAGAUAUUUUGGGAAAAGCAUGAUUAAAAAACUCAAUUGUGAUGAAUGAAAUUAAUAUUUACACCAGAAUUUGCCACCUUUCCAAAAUUGCUGAAUCGGACAUUUU